GCCAGGUUUAAUAAUAAGAAAUCAUAUUUAGCUGUAUAACCCAGUCACGAAAGGGUUAACUUUCAUUUUGUAUCUUUGAUGGACUUGUGAGUGAGCCAAUGGGUGAAUUCUAUGAGGCACUGAGCUGACCAAUCAGUUGCCAGAUAGGCUCCGUUACGGUUACGCCUCUAGUUUUGCGUCACUGCACGUUCUUUUGGCGCUUGCACUUGAGCAUAUGAGGUUGCGUUAUCUGCUUGGUAAGAUGUUCAAAACAAUAUGAAGUGAAUUAAACAAGAUCUGUUAUCAUUAUGUAUUAUAAUGAUUAUACUUUAUUGUAAUAUAGAGUGUAAACAAAAGCUGUGCCUGAAUCCACUGUUGUCACGGAGCUAAAGGCAGUGAAUUCCGUUAAAAUGGUCAGGUUUUGGUAAAGAGUUGGAAACAUCGUGCGGAGAUCCUUUGCAUGGGGUAAUACAGAUCCAGACGUCCAUCCAGAGAUUCAUUGAUUCCCAGUCCGCGUGGCUGGGUGGCGAGCCAACCGUGUUUGAGAACGAAUCAAGUUGCUUUGGACAAACUACCCGGAUCAUCCUCUUCAUCUUCGUUGUGGUAGGACAAACACUAACUCAAACUGAAAAAAAGGGCCCCAACGGUGAAAUUGAAUUCUGGUCAACCAAGGCAAGUCGAACCGAGAACGAACUGAGCUCAAAGAAACUGAAAAGAGAGGGUUUUGUUUUGUUUAUGUGCGCACUUUAUUAUUUUAGUUUGUUAUUUUUCAUAAAAUGUGUUUUUUAUUGUAUGUAUGUUCCACCUGUGAAUUUAAUACAGGUUGUCUAAACUGUCAUUCUGGUGUGGUAUUUCUUUCAUAAUUGACAUUCAAUUCUCAGGCUCUUAACAAUUUAGCAUCUUCUGAUUCUGGUCCAACUACGAUUACUUUAGACUAUCAAACCUAUGUGCAUUAUUUCUACUACCUCGUAAGAAAGGGUUACAUUCUUGGCGAGCCAGCCAGGAGCCAGAGACAUUGAAUAUCAAUAUUGAAAGAAUAUACUAAAUGGAUUUCAUACAGAAGUCAGGUGUUAAAAUUCCAAAUGCAGUGAUCGUUAGUGGGGUAACCCAGGUAGCAGAUAAGGAUGAUCAGGUCGUUGACUUCCUUAGGGAGUAUGGGUCCAUCGAGGAAGUUCUUCUCGUUGAUGAUUGUGAAUCAGAUUUUUACCAAAACCUGAUCAUUGAGUUUUCAAGCGGUUCAGCUUUAGUGGACUUAGAGCUACUUUUGCCAUACACACACACAGUACAGGGGGAUCCAUGUACUAAAUAUGUUGUAAAGGCAUUAAGCAGUGUUUACACUACGCAGAUUGGCACUAAUGCUACAAAAACUUAUCUAACUGAGUUAAGGGGCUUAGCCAGGCUAAGUGGCAAAGACUAUGGGGAGGUGUUGAAAGAGAUGAUGUCUCAGAUUGGUGAAGAUAUUGAAGCUAUGAAACCCGUAGAUUUAGAAGUUUCCCCUUCACAUGUUGAGACCCCAGUUGUGAACCUUCAAACCCCUACCCCUAAAGAUCAACAGCCCUAGUCUCACUUUUGAAUCCCCCACGGGCAGGAAAUUGCUUAGAUGCCACUGAUUCAGUCCUGUUCACUAAUGGAGGGAAAGCUCCGUCCCUUUCAGUGAGUGACAUAAACCCAGCAGAGAUACAGAAGGUGGUUGUUGAGCAUAUUGUAAGGAGUGAAGGUGUUAGCCCACACUUGCAAUCUCCAGUAAGGCUUCGUUCCUUUUCUGGAAAGAUUCCUAGACCCAGUAACGAAGCUGAUUACGACACUUGGCGCUCACACAUCGAACUUCUGUUAAGUGAUCCUAGCAUGUCCCAUCUUCAGAUCUCAAGAAAAAUUCUCGAAUGUCUACUUUCACCUGCAGCAGAUGUGGUUAAAGGGCUACGGCCUGGGUCUCCCCCCCUCGCUUACCUGCAGCUCUUGGACUCAGCCUUUGGUACUGUUGAGGAUGGGGAAGAACUCUUUGCCCAGUUUAUGAACACCCUUCAAGACCCGGGUGAGAAACCCUCCACUUAUCUUCAUCGAUUGCAAUUAGCAUUGAACCUAGCUGUCAAAAGGGGUGGGGCUGCACCGGCCGAUGUAGAUAAACUCCUACUCAAACAGUUCUGUAGAGGAUGCUGGGACAAUUCUUUACUUUCUUGCCUGCAACUUGAGCAGAAGAAAAGCAACCCCCCUUCAUUUGCUGACCUCUUGCUGUUACUAAGGACAGAAGAAGAUAGACAGUUAGCAAAAGCUAGUCGUAUGAAAAAACACAUUGGCACCACCAGGCAACGUGGCCAGCUUCAGCUCCAAAGUGCGUGGGCCUGUUCAGAGUCAAGAGAGAAAUCAGAGGUCAGUCUCAGUGUUAUUGAGGAUCUUGGGAGGCAAGUAGCCAGUUUACAAAGCCAAUUAACCUAUUUGAUGGCACAGAAAAAGACAAAGGGGACUGAUAACAUGGGUGCAGCAGGGAAAAGUCCAGGCAAAGUACAAAAACCAGACCGUGCUAACACAGACAUGAUAAAACAGGCCAAGAAAAAGCAGACUAACAGACCCAGGCCUUGGUACUGCUUUAACUGUGGGGAGGAUGGGCACAUUGCCCCAGUUUGCAAAGACAGGGCAAAUUCUGCUUUAGUAGCUGAAAAGAAAAAACAGUUAGAGGAGAAGCAGCACAAGUGGGAUGCACAAAACAGUCUCAGCUUGCCUUUAAACAACUAGCAGUUCCUGUUGGGGGACAAACAGGGACUGAAGAGAGUCAACAACGUCCCUCAGAUGUAAACGGUAAAGACAAGGCUGAAGUAUGUACUAAUCUGAAACAUUCAAGUAAGAACCGCCCUUUUAAACUCCCUAAGGGGUUGGUUGGUACCAAGAGUACUGCUAAAGUUAACAUAAGAGGUAAAGAAGUCAGCUGCCUACUGGAUACCGGUUCACAAGUAACAACAGUUCCCUGGUCAUUUUAUGAACAGCACUUUCCAGAGCAGGAGAUUAAACCACUACAUGAUCUAUUGGAGGUGGAAGGAGCGAAUGGACAGUCCGUACCCUACUUGGGUUACAUAGAAAUGACAGUAACUUUUCCAAAGGAGUUUAUUGGAGCGUCAAUGGAUAUAAAUACACUUGCUUUGGUUGUUCCUGACAUUCGAGCCACGUCACAGUCUCUUGUGCUUAUAGGCACCAAUACGCUGGAUGUACUGUAUGACAUGUAUUUCGAAGCUGGAUUGACACGCCAUCAACCAAUCUCACAUGGAUAUAAAGCGGUUCUUAAAUGUCUUGAGCUUAGACAAAAACAGACCAACAACAGUCAACCCAGUGUAGUAACAUUGCAAGGCAGAAGUUCUAAAAUCAUUCCAGCUGGUGAAACUGUAGUAGUUGAGGGAGUUGCUGUAGCUUAUUGCUUGCAGAAUGAGAAGUUUGUAGUCAUUGAGCAGCCAUCAUUACCCUACUUACCGGGUGGCUUGCUGGUAACAGCUAGCUUAGUCGACAUUCCCCAGCAGCGGCCCUAUAAGCUACCAGUGGUCAUCAGUAAUGAGUCUAACCAUGAUAUAGUCAUUCCUGCUAAAUGUGUGAUUGCAGAGAUAAGUACUUACCAGAGCAUCUUGUUACGGGAGCACAGUGUAGUUAAACAAUCAG
Misgurnus anguillicaudatus (oriental weatherfish) is the source of this 3618-nucleotide messenger RNA. NCBI's taxonomy places the organism in Eukaryota, Metazoa, Chordata, Actinopteri, Cypriniformes, Cobitidae. The record is from RefSeq and is a predicted model, not a curated record.